This is a messenger RNA of Engraulis encrasicolus (European anchovy), 1779 nucleotides long. RefSeq names its product T-box transcription factor Tb (gene tbxtb). Gene Ontology annotation, cellular component: nucleus. The record is from RefSeq and is a predicted model, not a curated record. Bases 353 to 1702 code for a protein of 449 amino acids. The transcript is spliced from 8 exons. Gene Ontology annotation, biological process: positive regulation of DNA-templated transcription; mesoderm formation; cell fate specification. Gene Ontology annotation, molecular function: DNA-binding transcription factor activity, RNA polymerase II-specific; RNA polymerase II cis-regulatory region sequence-specific DNA binding. Lineage: Eukaryota; Metazoa; Chordata; Actinopteri; Clupeiformes; Engraulidae.
CGUUUAGCCUCAGUUACAGAUGUGUCACAUUCAUUCAGAAUUUGCAACAGGCGGUCGCCGUUUGAUGUUUGGACAUUUCCCCUGAUAUGGCCGCCGCCAACCAAUGACUUCCCCUGCGGCUCGCAUCAAAGGGGAGGAUGGACCAAUCAGCCUCUCUGAAGUUCCCACUCGCUGAUGGUCAGUCCCUGUGGUCUAUUUAUUACAGUCCCAAAGAAGCAACGGGACAGCUUCACCUGUCUGUUGUCUUAUUCACACGGCACAUGAGGGGAAAGAGAAAGGGAUCUGUUGUUUACGCACACACAGAGAGAGGCCUUGUCAGGACGCGUUGUUCACUCUGGAGUUCUUGGAGAGAAUGACCUCAACUAUCGGCGAGUGUACAGGGAAGACGGUGCAGUACCGAGUUGAUCACCUUCUGACAGCAGUUGAAAAUGAACUCCAAGCCGGCAGUGAAAAGGGAGACCCAACGGAGAGGGAUUUAAAAGUUCGCCUUGACGAGUCUGUGUUGUGGACCAGAUUUAAGGAGCUUACUAAUGAAAUGAUAGUGACCAAAAAUGGAAGGCGGAUGUUCCCCGUGUUGAAAGCGAACGUGUCUGGGUUGGACCCGAACGCAAUGUACUCCUUUCUGCUGGAUUUCGCGGCCGCUGACAACCACCGCUGGAAGUACGUGAACGGCGAGUGGGUGCCCGGGGGCAAGCCCGAGCCGCAGGCCCCGAGCUGCGUCUACAUCCACCCGGACUCGCCAAACUUCGGCGCGCACUGGAUGAAAGCCCCUGUCUCCUUCAGCAAAGUCAAACUUACCAACAAGCUCAAUGGGGGCGGACAGAUCAUGCUGAACUCUUUGCACAAAUAUGAGCCGCGUGUCCACAUUGUUCGGGUUGGCGCACCCCAGAGGAUGAUCACCAGUCAUUCAUUCCCUGAAACACAGUUCAUCGCUGUGACUGCCUACCAAAAUGAGGAGAUCACUGCCCUCAAAAUCAAAUACAACCCCUUCGCCAAGGCUUUUCUGGAUGCCAAAGAAAGAAGUGACCACAAAGAUUUAACAGAGGAUGCACAUGACCAACAGUCCAGUUACUCUCAGUUGAGUGGCUGGUUCCUCCCUGGCUCUGGGUCCCUGUGCUCCCCUGCCACGCCCCAUCCCCAGUUCGGAAGCUCCAUGUCCCUCUCCUCUUCCUCCUCCUCCUCUUCCUCCUCCUCCCAUGGGUGUGACCGCUACUCUGCCCUCAGGAGCCACCGCUCUGCACCAUACCCCAGCCAUUACAGCCACCGCGCGGGGUCGCCUACCGGCUACUCUGAGAGUUCCCCAGCGUGUCUGUCAGUGCUGCCAGCAGAUAACUGGUCCAGUCUUCCCAUGAGCACCCACUCCAGCAUGUUGCCUGUCAAUCACAGCACAAGCCCCACCUCCGGCUCCAGCUACUCCAGCCUGUGGUCAGUGGGUGGGUCCUCCCUGGCCCCAGUGUCCCAGUCUGGAGGCCUGGCGGGCGGCCUGGGUUCCCAGUUCCUCCGCGGCUCCACCAGCCACUACCCAGGCCUGUCCCACCACCACCACCACCACCCCAUCACAGCCACAGUGCCCUCUGCUGGCUCACCCUUGUAUGACAGUGCCACAGCCGCAGACCUGCCUCACGACGCGGCACAGUACGACUCGUCACCACACCUGAGGCUCCCCAGCGCAUGGACACCUGUCACACCCCCCUCUCUGUAGACACACACCUUUCACAUACACACACACACACAUACACACACACACACACACACACACACACACACACACACACACAC